Marmota flaviventris (yellow-bellied marmot) is the source of this 2962-nucleotide messenger RNA. Lineage: Eukaryota; Metazoa; Chordata; Mammalia; Rodentia; Sciuridae. The record is from RefSeq and is a predicted model, not a curated record.
AGAGAAAGAGGGCGGGGAGGAAAGAUCCUGAGAGAGAGAGAGAGAGAAAGAAAGAAAAGAAGAGGGAAUGGAGAGAGAGAGAGAGAGAGAGAGAAAGGAGGGAGGAUCGCUUUAUAGCUGCUAAGAUUGCAGACAGAAAUAGCACACAACCACCGUGAGCUGUACCCGACUCAGAACCAAGACAAAUUUUAUUCAUUUUCAUUAAUCAGUUCCUCAGAAAGAAGGAAAUGGCAUCUGGUCCUGUCUUCGUCUACAUCUUAGUGAUUGGAAAAUAUUUCACUCAUGGGAGUGGACAGGAUGUCCAGUGCUCCCUUGGACAUUUUCCCUGUGGGAACAUCACAAAGUGCUUGCCUCAGUUUCUCCACUGCAACGGCGUGGACGACUGUGGGAAUCAGGCCGACGAGGACGACUGUGGAGACAACAAUGGAUGGUCUCUGCAAUUCGACAAAUAUUUUGGCAACCACAAUGAAAUGACCUCCUCAUAUUCCUUUGAGACAAAAACAUCUGAAUGCUUGCUUGGUUCUGUGCCUGGGCAUUGUUUUUGCGGAGGUCUACAGCUUGACUGUGAUGAAGCCAAUUUACGAGCUGUUCCAUCAGUUUCUUCAAAUGUGACUAUAAUGUCACUCCAGUGGAACAUCUUAAGAAAGCUUCCUCCUGAUGGCUUCAGGAAGUACCACUAUCUUCAAAAGCUGUAUCUGCAACACAAUAAGAUUAGGUCUGUAUCCAUCUCUGCUUUCAAAGGACUGCACAGCCUUACUAAACUGUACCUCAGUCAUAACAGAAUAACCUUCCUGAAGCCAGGUGUUUUUGAAGACCUUCACAGACUAGAAUGGCUGAUAAUUGAAGAUAAUCACCUCAGUCGAAUUUCCCCACUAACAUUUUAUGGACUAAAUUCUCUUAUUCUCUUGGUGCUGAUGAAUAAUGUCCUGACACAUUUGCCAGAUAAACUUUGUCAGCACAUGCCAAAGCUACAUUGGCUGGACUUUGAAGGCAACCAUAUCCAUAAUUUAAGAAAUUUGACGUUUAGUUCCUGCAGUAAUUUAACUGUUUUGGUAAUGAGGAAAAACAAAAUUAAUCACUUAAGUGAAAAUAGUUUUGCACAUCUCCAGAAACUAGAUGAAUUGGAUUUAGGUUGUAAUAAGAUUGAAAAUCUUCCACCACGCAUAUUUAAGGAUCUGAAGGAGCUGUCACAAUUGAAUAUUUCCUACAACCCGAUCCAGGAAAUUCAAGCAGAUCAAUUUGAUUAUCUAGUCAAACUCAAGUCUCUCAGCCUAGAAGGAAUUGAAAUUUCAAAUAUCCAACAAAGGAUGUUUAGACCUCUUAAUCUUUCUCACAUAUAUUUUAAGAAAUUCCAAUAUUGUGGAUAUGCACCCCAUGUUCGCAGCUGUAAACCAAACACUGAUGGAAUCUCAUCCCUUGAGAAUCUUUUGGCAAGCAUCAUUCAGAGAGUGUUUGUCUGGGUUGUAUCUGUGGUUACCUGCUUUGGAAAUAUUUUUGUCAUUUGUAUGCGACCUUAUAUCAGAUCUGAGAACAAACUGCAUGCCAUAUCAAUCAUUUCUCUGUGCUGUGCUGACUGCCUAAUGGGAAUCUAUUUAUUUGUGAUCGGAGCAUUUGAUCUCAAGUUUCGAGGAGAAUACAAUAAGCAUGCUCAGCUGUGGAGAGAAAGUAUUCACUGUCAGCUUACCGGAUCUCUGGCCAUUCUGUCCACAGAAGUAUCCGUUUUACUCUUAACAUUUCUGACAUUGGAAAAGUACAUCUGCAUUGUGUAUCCUUUUAGAUGUUUAGGACCUCGAAAAUGCAGAACAGUAACAGUUCUGAUUCUCAUUUGGAUGAUUGGGUUCAUAGUGGCUCUCAUUCCACUAAGCAAUAAGGAUUUUUUCAAAAACUACUAUGGCACCAAUGGAGUUUGUUUCCCUCUUCAUUCAGAAGACACAGAAAAUAUUGGAGCCCAGAUUUAUUCAGUGACAAUUUUUCUUGGUAUUAACUUGGUGGCAUUUAUAAUUAUAGUUUUUUCCUAUGGAAGAAUGUUUUAUAGUGUUCAUCAAAGCACUGUAACAGCAACUGAAUUACGGAAUCAAGUUAAAAAAGAGAUGAUUCUUGCCAAGCGUUUUUUCUUUAUUGUAUUUACUGAUGCAUUAUGCUGGAUACCCAUUUUUAUACUGAAAUUUCUUUCACUUCUUCAGAUAGAAAUACCAGAUACCAUAAAUUCUUGGGUUGUGAUUUUUAUUCUGCCUAUCAACAGUGCUUUGAACCCAAUUCUUUAUACUCUGACCACAAGACCAUUCAAAGAAAUGAUCCAUCAGUUUUGGUAUAACUACAGACAAAGAAGGUCUCUCAAGAGCAAAGGAAGUCAGAAAACAUACACUUCCUCAUUCUGGGUGGAAAUGUGGCCACUGCGGGAGAUACCACCUGAGUCAAAGAAGCCUGCUGCUUUCACAGACCCCUGUGAAAUGUCACUAAUUUCUCAAUCAACUCGACUCAAUUCCUUUUCAUAACUAACCCUGAAACCCAUUUCUUCACAGAGAAUACUGUAGAAUGCUUCAGGAGGCAUUUCAUAGUAUUAAACAAAUACCAAAAAAUUAAUAAUUUAUAAUAAUGUCUAAGACAAAUCAGUAUACAAGGACACAAGGAAAAAUAAAGAAGUUAAUGCUCAUACAAAGGAAAGUAAUUAUAUUGGUAAUGCAUAUAUAUUAGAUAUACAUUUUGCACAGAAAAUUAAGAGAUAUAUACUCAGAGAAAUUAAUUCUUCUAAAAUUCAUUUAUUCAGUACCCACAGUGCACAUUGCAUUGCAGUUAAUUGCCAGAAGUAGACAGUACAGAAUCUCUUCAAUCUGUAAAUUGUGUUUAACUACAAAGGCCACACAAAGCCCGUCAGCCGUUCCUAGUUUAGAGCUUCAUCUGUCAUGCAUAAGCAAACUUAAGAAUCAUAGACAUUUUUAAGUAAAGAUUUAAGGUUUUGGAA